Molecule: messenger RNA, 2000 nt
Organism: Perognathus longimembris pacificus (Pacific pocket mouse)
Lineage: Eukaryota; Metazoa; Chordata; Mammalia; Rodentia; Heteromyidae
Gene: Panx1
Product: pannexin 1
Exons: 5
Coding region: 274-1557 (427 amino acids)
Biological process (GO): positive regulation of interleukin-1 production; monoatomic cation transport
Molecular function (GO): channel activity
Source: RefSeq, a predicted model, not a curated record
GGGCCGUCGUCCCCGCCCAGUCCUAGCCAAAGAGCGCGGGAGCGUGUGCGCUAGCCCGGGCGCAGCCCGGGGUUCGGCCCCAGCAGGCGCCCGCGAGGCCGCGGUGCUGGCGGGCCUUCUGGACGCCGGGACAAAGGGCCGGCUGGGUGCUGGUCCGCUGGGAGCGGAGCGAGGGAAAGCCGCUGCCGCGCGCUGGGCCCGUGACGCGGCGACCCCGGAGGCCCCCCGCCUGCGUAGCCGGCCUGCCUCGGCCAGCUCCGGGGCUCGGGAGCCAUGGCCAUUGCCCACCUGGCCACGGAGUACGUAUUCUCGGACUUCCUGCUGAAGGAGCCCACUGAACCCAAGUUCAAGGGGCUGCGCCUGGAGCUGGCGGUGGACAAAAUGGUCACCUGCAUCUCGGUGGGGCUGCCGCUGCUGCUCAUCUCGCUGGCCUUCGCGCAGGAGAUCUCCAUCGGUACCCAGAUCAGUUGUUUCUCUCCAAGUUCUUUCUCCUGGCGCCAGGCUGCCUUUGUGGACUCUUACUGCUGGGCAGCGGUUCAACAGAAGGCCUCCCUGCAGAGCGAGUCGGGAAACCUGCCACUGUGGCUGCACAAGUUUUUCCCCUACAUCCUAUUAUUAUUUGCAAUCCUCCUGUACCUGCCUGCACUGUUCUGGCGUUUCGCAGCUGCUCCUCAUCUCUGCUCAGACUUGAAGUUUAUCAUGGAAGAACUUGACAAAGUUUACAACCGUGCGAUUAAGGCUGCCAAGAGUGCACGUGACCUUGACCUGAGAGAUGGUGCUGGCCCCACUGCGGGUGUUAAGGAGACUCUAGGGCAAAGUUUGUGGGAAAUAUCUGAAAGCCACUUCAAGUACCCAAUCGUAGAGCAAUACUUGAAGACAAAGAAAAGUUCUAGUAAUUUAAUUUUCAAGUACAUUAGCUGCCGGCUGGUGACACUCAUGAUAAUACUGUCAGCAAGUGCCUACCUGAGCUAUUACUUUAGCCUGUCCUCGCUUUCAGAUGAGUUUGUAUGCAGCAUAAAAUCAGGAAUCCUGAGAAACGAAAGCACUAUCCCUGAUCGGUUUCAGUGCAAACUUAUUGCAGUCGGCAUCUUCCAGCUGCUCAGCUGCAUUAACCUCAUGGUUUAUGUUCUGUUGGCUCCUGUGGUUGUCUACACGCUGUUAGUUCCCUUUCGACAGAAGACAGAUGUUCUCAAAGUAUAUGAAAUCCUGCCCACUUUCGAUGUUCUGCAUUUCAAAUCUGAAGGGUACAAUGACUUGAGCCUCUAUAAUCUUUUCUUGGAGGAAAAUAUCAGUGAACUCAAAUCAUACAAGUGCCUGAAGGUAUUGGAGAAUAUUAAAAGCAAUGGUCAAGGGAUUGAUCCAAUGCUACUUCUGACCAAUCUUGGUAUGAUCAAGAUGGAUAUUAUGGAUGGCAAAAUGCCCAAAUCGGCAGAGACCAAGGGAGAGGAGCGGCAGAGCCAAAUGGCUGAGCUCACGGAUUUGGACCUGCACAGUGAAACUAAAGCAAAUAAUGAAGAGAAAAAUGCUCGUCAGAGACUUUUGAAUUCUUCCUGCUAAUGGUUUUGUUUUGACUUCUGUGAUGUGAGCCUCAUCUUGGCUAAGGCACCCCUGUUGGGGUCACAGCUGGGUGCAGAAAGUGGUGUUUGGUAGUGAUAUUUAGUCUCUUAUGAACACAACAGUCAACACAGUGUUAUAAAAGAAAGAUGUAUGAACUUCCUACAAGAAGUAACGUGGAGAUAAACUGUAGCAAGCAUACGAGUGUCUGUUCUCACUGAUGAGAAGUGGAAGGACUAGGAAGAACAGCAGAGGGCCUUUUAGAGCUUUGGAGAGACAACUUUCUCUGCCAAUAGUACAGACCUGGAGCUACUUGAAACACGCAAAAGAUUUGUUUUGCUUUAUGAAAUAAUAUUAAACAUAUCACAACUACACAUCAUGUCCUGUAAUCCUGGCUACUGAAGAGGCUGAAAUCUGAGGACCAUGGUUCGAAGACAGCCCAGGAA